This is a messenger RNA of Mytilus trossulus (common blue mussel), 1975 nucleotides long. RefSeq lists its product as uncharacterized. Gene Ontology annotation, biological process: sleep; regulation of synaptic transmission, cholinergic; positive regulation of voltage-gated potassium channel activity. Lineage: Eukaryota; Metazoa; Mollusca; Bivalvia; Mytilida; Mytilidae. Bases 281 to 667 code for a protein of 128 amino acids. The transcript has 3 exons. The record is from RefSeq and is a predicted model, not a curated record.
UAUAUAGGUGUCUCUUUCUGAGGGGCAUUUUUGAUAAGAGAGAUAAAUUCAUAACAAUAAUACUCAGUAAACAGUGUUUAUAAAAAAGAUACGAAUGGCUGAUUCGCAGUAAAUUAAUUGAUUGAAUAUUAAUUGCAUUAAAUACUAGUCGGAACUUCCUAAGCUUACAACUAUCCCAGAAUCAAUCCAUCAGAGCCAAAGCAUUGUGUAUCGAUUGAUCGGAUCAAGUUUACAUCUAUAUGUGUUAGACAUAGCUUUAUUGGAUAGCUAAGGACUUAAGAUGGAGAUUACACAAUUUGCAUUUGUUAUAAUUUUCCUAGCGAAUAUUGUUGAAGGUAAAAUGUUGAAGUGUUACACCUGUGACUCACGACAAGAUGGCCAAUGUGGAGAAACCUUUGGAUAUACUAAAGUCCAAGCUGAAAACAAAAAGCUGAUAACAGACUGCAAGGAAAGUCAGGUCUGCAGGAAAACAACAGUGGAAGACUAUGCAGGACGUUUCGUGGUACGAGAGUGUGUGGAAUCCGUGAUAUCAGGUUGUAGAGAGAUGCGUCGUGACGGAGAGGUCUGUGACUGUGUCGGUGAGUUGUGUAACAGUACAGACAUACCCAGAGUAUAUUUUGGAUUACUUAUCGUCUUGGUUGUAGUCCAGAGAUUACUACUGUUAUAGACCAGAUACAAUAGAAGGCGAUCAUGAACAUCAGUGGGAUGCGAUUACUUUUUACCAAACACUAUCACUCUGACCAAUAAUAGACAAUAUCACUCUUUUAUUUAGAUUUGCAUUUGCUAAGAUAUCACCAUAUAUGUACAGUAGUUGUCGUUCAUCUUCAUAUGAAUUACAGUGAUAAUGUUGGCUUUUUUCAAAACUACCUCUACCCUUUUUUAUUGGGAAAAUAUGCGUCAUUUUUGUCAAAUUGGGAAAUUUGGAGUAAACCAUGAAUUGGACUGAAACUUCAAGUUGCAGGCCCCCUUUUAAGAGUAGAACCCUCUUUUGAAAUAAGACCCCAUCUCGUCAGUAUUGAUACAUAAAUAGACCCUCAAAUCUGCAAAUAAAGUUAGUUGAGGCAUGACAAAUGUAUAAAUGAGUUUUUCUCAGUUUGUAUUCAUGCACAAUUACUACUGAUUAGUGCAGUUAGGGGAAAAAAGUUGUCUUUUAGGGAAUAAUUUUAAGCCAUUUUUUUCAAAUUGUGAUUUUUCUCUUGAGGAAAAGCCUUUAUUCUCCAGUAAUUCAGGGCAAACAAUAUCACUGCAUUAUAUUUGCAUAAAAGCAAAAUCAAGAUUAAAAUAAUCUUAUUGAAUUGUAGGGAAAUAUUAUUGAUUUAUUAAAAUAAUGUGCAGCUUUACCCCUUUCCAGCAACUUUAACGACAAAUACCUCUAACUAAAUAAACAUAUGAACAAAGAAGACGGAUUUGUAAAUAAAUAACUAGGAGAUAAUGUUUAUUUUUAUAAUGAAUGGUUAACUAAGCUUCAAGGUUGUAAUAUAUCAACCUCUUUAUGAAUUCAGUUAAUUAUUCAUUUUUUUGUAAAUACUGAGAGUUAUAUGGAAACACAUCUUCUAUACAUCUUUGCAGUAACAUAUAUAUGCACACAAAAUUUUGUCUGGGUUAUUUUUUUGUCAAAUCUAUGAAAUCUUGAGUACUAGGUACGCUACUCACUAAUUACUCAUAGUGGACAAUAAUUGAUAUAUAAGUAGCGGGAUCUGCCUACCCUUCCGGGACACCUUAUAUCAUCCCUAGUUUUAUUUAUGUAUAUAAUUGUUGAUGUUAUACUAUAUGUAACCAUCUGUAAACAAGUCUUUACUCUGAUAAAAGUUGUGUUUGAUUAAGUAGGUUAAUUAAUUUAGUUUUGACAUUCAAUGUUUUGUCCUGUUGAAGCUCAAUAUGACAUUACAUAGUGGUAGAAUAUAUACAUUUAUACUAGAAUCUAGUUUUGUACAUAUUUUGAUAGUUUUGUAACUAUUUAUGUAAUGUAUUGGAA